AUGGCUCGAGGCGCAGCGCCAGUCGAGCAGUCAGACUUCGAAAAACAGCGACUUGCAAACAUUGCAGAAAGAGAUGCGCUCCUCAAGAAGUUGACCCAGGAAGCGCAACAAGCAGGCCUCUAUUCCAAACCGCCAUCUGCAGGCACGCAAAAUGGACAGAAGAGAUCGGCGAGACGAAAAGAGCCUUCUGCGAAGAGGGUCAAGAAAGAGGUUGAAGUCGCUCCGCGCCGCACAUCCUCCAGAUUAGCAGGGAUCCAGCCGGACAGUGAGGCGGCCAAACAAAAGGCGGAAGAAGAGUACGAGAAGGCCAAGGAGGUUGAAAAGCAAAAGAGGCAAAGAGUCACAGGAGACCUGAACUUUGCAGAUGGAUCAAGCUUGAUCGGGACGGACGUGCUGCUCAAGGGGGUCGCAAGACCAUACGAGCGGACGUUUGACGAGGACGAUAUCCGGGAAACGACCGACAAAGACCUGAAGACGCUGCGACAGAAGAUGAGUUCAUUAGAACUGUGGAAUGCGUGGGAGCCUAACCGGAUCAAAAUCACUCCGGAACGGAUAUACAGCAUGUCUUUCCACCCUAACCCGACAAAACCGAUCGUGUUCGCAGGCGAUAAGAUGGGCAACCUCGGGAUUGUGGACGCCUCACAGACUCGCAAGGCCGUAAAGCAGGAAGAAGACGAAGACGAGGAUGACGACGAUCAAGAUCCCGAAAUCACAACCAUCAAACCUCACACCCGCACCAUCUCAGCCAUGCACACGCACCCGUCGAAACCGGAAACGCUGUACACGGCCUCGUACGACUCGUCGAUCCGCGCCACCGACCUGCAAAAGGGCGUUGCGGUGGAAAUCUACGGCCCCGGCAAUAAAGAAGAAGACGAGCCCGUGUCUGGCGUCGACAUAGCCGCAUCGGAUCCGAACGUCGUCUAUUUCACCACUCUCAAUGGCGCGUUUGGGAGAUACGAUCUCCGACAAGAUCCGUCACAGGCCGAUCUGUACCAAUUGUCUGACAAGAAGAUCGGCGGCUUCUCCUUGAACCCUGUCGCGCCGCAUUAUGUCGCCACGGCCUCGCUCGACCGCUUCAUGCGCCUGUGGGAUCUGCGAAAGAUCACUCAGAAGCUGCCGACCUUGGUGGGCGAGCACGAGUCGAGGCUGAGCGUGAGCCACGCGGCGUUCAAUACGGCUGGACAGGUCGCCACGACGAGCUACGACGACACGAUAAAGGUCCAUUCGUUUGGAGCCAAGAACAACAAGACUCCCUUUGCGGCUCUGGAGAGCAUGAACCUGUGGAAACCCGGGUUUCAGCUCGACGAGGCUGCCAUGAAGCCUGAGGUGAUCAUCAGACACAACAACCAGACCGGUCGAUGGACGACGAUCCUCAAGCCUCAAUGGCAAAUGUAUCCCGAAGACAACAUCCAGAAACUAGUCGUGGGUAACAUGAACCGCUUCGUCGACAUCUACAGCGCAGACGGGACCCAACUAGCCCAACUCGGCGGCGAAGGUGUCACAGCCGUCCCGGCCGUCGCUGUGUUCCAUCCCACGAGGGACUGGGUGGUUGGCGGGACAGCGUCUGGGAAAAUGUGUUUAUGGAUGUAA
This is a messenger RNA of Capronia coronata CBS 617.96, 1590 nucleotides long. RefSeq lists its product as uncharacterized. Bases 1 to 1590 code for a protein of 529 amino acids. Gene Ontology annotation, molecular function: protein binding; DNA binding. Gene Ontology annotation, biological process: regulation of DNA damage checkpoint. Gene Ontology annotation, cellular component: nucleus. The record is from RefSeq and is a predicted model, not a curated record. The transcript is spliced from 3 exons. NCBI's taxonomy places the organism in Eukaryota, Fungi, Ascomycota, Eurotiomycetes, Chaetothyriales, Herpotrichiellaceae.